Messenger RNA from Spirodela intermedia, 17019 nucleotides. NCBI's taxonomy places the organism in Eukaryota, Viridiplantae, Streptophyta, Magnoliopsida, Alismatales, Araceae. The record is from the annotation of a GenBank genome assembly.
AUGCUCCGCCUAACUUCGUCCCUCGCGCGCUGUCGUCUCUGCUUCCCUGCCAUAUCCACUUCCUUACAGGGGUCUCGAUAUGGCUUCUGCGACGUCCGUUUCCUUUCCACCCUGCCUCGUAGGCCCGUCCGACCGCUGGCGGCGAGGAGGAGGGAGAGAGAGGAUGAUUCUUCGGUUGCGAAGGAGGCCCAGGGGGAGGAUGGGGGGGAAGGAGGCCCAGGGGGAAAUGGGAGAUUAGUGUUGAAAGAAAAAUCGGAUGGUCAAAAUGGCCGGGUUGUGCCAACGGAGCUCCAUAAGGAGGCAACGGAAGCUUAUAUGGCGUAUGCCAUGUCUGUGCUUCUUGGUCGUGCGCUGCCGGAUGUGAGGGACGGCCUGAAGCCGGUACACAGGAGAAUAUUGUAAGUCGGAGCCAAGCUAACUUUUUUCCUCGUAGGAAGAUUGUUUUUGCCGUCGACAUUGGUACUGAUUACACUCUACAUUAUGUCUUUGUUUUAUAAUAGUCAUUUCUCUUUUUUCCCUUUACCUUAUCCUCAUUCCGCUCUAUAACAAAAUCCGAAUGAUUAGAUAUUUGUCUGUUAUUUCAUAAUGUAAAUACUGUGCAUUUUUCUAUCUCCGGGUCUUUUGAUCCUGGUGGCUGCCUCGUGCGUGAACGAAGUCACAUGUGUCCCUUUUUGAGAAUCAUGCAUUCGCGUUAAAGUUUUUUCCAUGGCCCCAUUCACAUUUGUUUCCGACACCAAACCUGAUGUCAGUUGCCAUUUACCCGCCCGGACUUAUGCUUUCUUCUUGUUACAGAAAGGAGUGUCUAGCCUUAGAAAAAGGAACUAUGUAUUAUUUUUACCUUUCCUCGAUAUCAAGCUUAGUUUCCCUCUUUUUUGUUGUUGUAAACGAACCUCUCAUUAAAAUAACGGAGGUACAAGCCCUUCCUCUGCCCCCCGCCCACUUGUUGUAAAGGUGCGAAACGCAUAUUUAUUCUUCUAAAUAUUUUUCCGGCAAAUCUUUUGUAGAUGAUUCCACCUGUUUUGAUUUCUUAACUCUAGAUAUUCGGUUCCCGAAAUUUACGGAAAGGCUGUUAUUCGAUUUUUGGUGCUUUUUUCAUACUGAUAUCCUUCUUUUGAUAUAAGGUAAAGACAUAUUUUUAGUUUAUGAAAUAUAAAAUUUCAUUUAAUUAUUUCAUGAUGUUUCCAGAUUAGCUAAUUUUUUACUUGCGAUAUUUACCUUGACCUUGUCUGUUUAUGAUCUUGUGAUGGUGAUAAUUCAUUCAGUCACCUGUGAACUUGUAUGUGGACACAGGUACGCAAUGCACGAACUGGGUCUUUCCUCCCGAAAACCUUUCAAGAAAUGUGCAAGAGUUGUUGGAGAGGUAUCUCGCAAACCUUUUCAUUUUAAUGGCUGUUUUUGCUUGAUUAGCGUUCUUUAGCUGAUAGCUAUUUAUGUAUUUCAGGUUCUAGGUAAAUUUCAUCCUCAUGGAGAUACAGCUGUCUAUGAAUCUUUAGUUCGAAUGGCACAGGUCACUGCUAUCCCUCUUCUGAGUGAAUCCUUGUUGUUUGAGAAUUUCAGAUUUCUGUAUCUCCUUAGUCAUCCAGUCUUACUUCGGCUGAGAAUGAGAAGCAGUUAGAAUUCUGUAAUGACAGGAACCAGACGCAUGUCUUUUCCAUUUGUAUGCACUAUAUCAUGCAUCUUAAUCGCUGGGCUACCUCUUAAGUAGAAAAUUUUAGAACAGUGCGCAGAAACGAAAUAAUAUUUGCAAUCCCAAUACUGAAGUCAUUAUGAACUUCUUUCUUUCUUUAAAAUCAUAAAUGCUUUCAUUCAUUAAAGCAUAAAAGAACUCGACAAAUGUAUCAUCUCAUCAUCUCUGAAAGACGAUGAUAAAAGAAUAAACAUGUACACUUUAAUCUAGAUCAAUUUAAGACUAUGAUAUAACUAAGAUGUCUAUCUAAAACGGUUACAUUGUCUAUGUGCACCAUGGACAGUUCCUACUUAGAGAAGAGUUGCACAGUACCUAGCAUCUGCUUUCCUAGAGUCUAGUCCACAUAACAACGGGUAGUGAGAUGGUGUAAGGCCUUUUCACGCCUUUUUGUACUUUGAUUAUAACGACGAAGUCAUCUCAGGUAUUACUUCCUUUUGCUCUAAUAAACGCUUGUUGUUUCAUUGAACCAUCUUUGUUUUUUUAAACGGUGCAGUUUCUCUUGUUUUUGUUACGACCUUUUUGUUUUCUAAUAUUGGUUUAUAAUCUGUUUAUUCAGGACUUCUCAAUGCGCUGUCCACUUAUCCGAGGACAUGGAAACUUUGGAUCCAUUGAUGCAGAUCCUCCUGCUGCAAUGCGUUAUACAGAAUGCAGAUUGGAAGUAGGUUAUGAGAGUUCUCUAUGAGAAAACUCCUUUGUAUUCCGUUCUUUUUGAAGUGUUGUUUUCAUUUUGUAAUACUAGUUUCCUUAAAUUUUAAUACAACAUUUAAUAUCCUGCUUCCAUUUUAAAUCCUACUGCAACAUUUCAUUUUGUUCUUUCUUGUCGAAUAUCAUUCUUGAUAUUAAAAUGUUGUCUGUUUGUAUGUCUUUUGCCUUUUUUCUGAAUUCCACCAAUGCAGAGAUCAGUUUAUAUGUUUUCUCUUUGUGUUUUAAAGAAAUCGUUGUCUUGAUUUCCUCCACCACAUGAGGACUUAUUUGUUGAUCAUGUUUAAAACUGCAAUCAAUUUAUUUCAGUGUGUUAACUGUGUACCACUUCAUGUGGCAUUGUAAUCUUAAAGCGAUACUGUGUAAUCAAUUUAUUUCAUGUGGUUUUCAAUGUUACUAAAGUAAUGGCCAUGUCUUGUAAGCUAUCUAAGUUUUUAUUGAGUUUUGAGAAGCCAUUAACCCUUUUAUGGUAUUUAUCUCUGAAAGUCUUAUUUCUCAGAAGAUAUUACAAUUCCCUUUCUAUUAUUUAAUAGUGCGCAGUCUUCACUUUGCAAAUUGGGUAAAGUAUUGAUAUUUUAUUUUUAUAAGUUGUCCAGUGACAUGUUUAAGGACGUUAAUUUGCUCUAAAUUGUACAGCCACUUUCAGAAGCCAUGCUCUUGGCGGACUUAGAAUUGAAUACAGUGAGUUUCUCUUCUUUUCUUUUUUUCAUUUCAGUUUGUAAAGAUAGUUCCUUAUUUUUGAUUUACAUGCCUAGGUUGAUUUUAGUCCCAAUUUCGACAAUUCACAAAAGGAGCCAUCUGUUUUGCCAGCUCGUGUUCCAACUUUGUUGCUUAAUGGUUCUUCCGGUAUUGCGGUAUGGCCUGCACAUGAAUACUUUUUAGAUUUUUCUUGAUAAAUCACAAGUUCUCCCUUAUCUUGAAAUGAAUCAAUCCUUGAUUUUUAGGUUGGGAUGGCGACAAAUAUUCCUCCCCACAAUCUUGGGGAGCUUGUGGACUCACUUUCUGCAUUGAUUCGGAACCCCAAUGCAACUGUAAGAGCGAUCUUCCAUCCUAUUGCCCAUAGUAUGCUCUUUAAUUGCAAAACUUCAGUUCUAGCAUAUAUCUCAAUUUAACAGAAGCGACUCACGCGUCUUACUGUUCUGCUUUUAUGGAUUGGGCUUUUAGUCACAGUUUUGUAAAUUAUAAUGCACUAGUACCUGUGAUACUAUUGCAGGGUAAUAAUAUGUGCGGUUAACUGCCUGAGGAUGAAGGUUUUCCUCUUUUGGACUCUGCUCAGAAUGUCCUCUUCUAAUGAUGGCCCAAUUUUAUGACCGAAGCACCUAGAAGAGCAAAAUGCAUUAAGCUUCAAAUCAUACCUCAUAGGGAUAUCUUUUGGUAAUUCUGGCUUGAAUUAUUCAGCUUUAUGGCCAUUGCGGGGUACAUGUAUGUACAUUUAUUGCACGAAAGGAUGGCAUCUGUACAUGUGCAAUGACAGUUAUCGCGAUAAAAACAAGACUGCAUGCAAAGUGUUCGAUUAUUGGACUUUUCAUCUCAAAACAUUUGUCAUUGUGUGGAAAUGAUUCAUUGUUGAUAAUAGGAUCUGACUUGUUUUCAAUGGGAAACUACUCAAGUAUAACCCCUCAGAUUUAGGCUGAACUUUUUGAGUCUGCAAUGUGAGGAAACAUACAGAGGUGCAGCUUGGGAACAAUGUUUACGGGCUUCAGUGGGGUGAGGUUGACCAGAAUCUGCCCCCUUUUUUUAUUAUAUGUCUGUGCUGUAACACUGACCUUGUAUGCCGUCUACUUCCACUCAAACAUCCCCAACUGAUGCAAUAGAAUCAUACUUGGUAAGUUUUUUUAUGCAUGCUUUAAUAACCAACAGAAGUGGUGCAGGUUCUUUUUGUGGGCAAGGGCGAUGGAUCCCCUUUCGAUGUCAUGAAGUCAAAGAAGCAUAUCUUUAUAGAUGUUUUAAGUCUUGCAAGUGAGCAGUGGAAUUUGUUUCUGGGCUUGUCAUUAGAAAACUCAAAUUAUACAAUUUUUAAUCGAGAUUUAUUUAGGUGUUAGAGCAGCAAUCGUUUGAUCAAUUUUCAGACUGCUACCACAGCCAUCUUUUAGUCUUACAUGUACUUUGAAUUUCAUUGGUGUUUUCCAGUCUCAAUUCUGAAGCACCUGCAAAGCACCAUGUGCACAUUGUGAAUUUCAACUUUUUUAUCUUGCCAUGUAUCUUAUCAACAUCUUCAUUACGUGUUGAUCUGAGGACUUAAUUUAUCUGGUCUGAGACCAGCAAUCUUGUGGCAUUCACUUUUAAGUCUCAAUGAGGGUAAUCAACAUUUCAUAUUUUGUGUUUUCUCUGUAGUUGUCUAACUCCAGGUUAAUCUCGACUUUUUAUGUUUUAUUCUUUGUAGAAUUGAGCACCCGUUGAACUGCCUUCUAUUUUUAGCCACUUGAUGUUGGUACUUGCCGUCAUUCUUUUGUUGUUUGUAUUAGCUACAAGAAUUGCUGGAGCACAUGCCUGGACCUGACUUUCCAACUGGAGGACUAAUCAUGGGGAACAGUGGGUAUGGUGUAUCCUUCACUUUUACCCCCAUAUUGUUAUUGUGCCACCGGCGUCUCUAUUCAAUGCAUAUAAUGUUUGGUUGCUAUGAUUUGUCUCAUGAUUAUAUUUCCUUUUUUGUCUUAAGCAUCUUAGAGGCAUACAGAACUGGACGUGGGCGCGUAGUAGUGAGGGGAAAAACUGAAGUAGAAGUAGAUGCAAAAACAAAACGUGCUGCUAUUAUCAUUAAAGAGGUAUAAUUCUGAUUUUUUGUUUUACGUUUUAGAGAUUCUUUUUCAUCUGGUACGGUUUCUGACAUCGUUUUGUAUUUUUAGGUUCCCUACCAGACCAACAAAUCUGCAUUAGUGGAGAAAAUAGCUGAUCUUGUAGAGAAUAAGGUUGUCUUCCUCUCCCUUUUCUCUCUUUCUUUCAUUUUCUGCAUAUGCGAUAAUUGUUUUUUUUUUAUAAAGGUGGGUAUCUAGACUUAUCUCUCUGCUGUUGAUUUCAUUUUUUUUCUUUUUUUUCCCUUCUGAUCUCAAAGAAUAACUUCUGUUGCAGUUCAUGAACUGUUGAAUUUGCUUUUUUCUGAUCCCAAGGAAUAUAAUUAUUUUCCAUUACUAUUGCAGACAUUAGAAGGAAUUAGUGACAUUCGUGAUGAAAGUGAUCGUUCAGGGAUGCGCAUAGUAAUUGAGGUGCGCCUUGUGUCUUUUUUCAAUUAUGAUUCCUGUGAUCGUUUCAGAUAACAUGCCGCAGAGCCUAAUGCUUUGAGAAUUGUGCCAAUAUAUGAUGUUUCGAAUUCUCUACUUUCUUUGUAAUGGUUCAGACAUCUUAUUGGUGAAACUAAAGUUCAGAAAUGGCUCUUUGUACAUAGUCAACAUCUCCAGAGUCAUUAUAACCACUGGAUCAUUGUAUAUAAUUGUUUAGUAAUGUGGGGCUGGCACUUGAUAUGAGGUUCUGACACUAUUGGGUCAUUAACUAAAAUAUUCAAGGACGUGUCAUUCUUUAUUGUUUGAUAUUGCUUGCUUAUAGCCUUUUUCUUGCAGCUGAAAAGAGGAGCAGAUCCCUCCAUAAUUCUGAAUAAUCUUUUCCGACUUACAUCUCUCCAAUCAAGUUUUAGCUGCAAUAUGGUCUGGUGAGUGUUGCAAUAGUAUAUGAGAUUUAUGUCUUAGUGAUUGGAUCCUUCUUUUCUUUAUGUUACCUGCUGAAUUAUGCAUCAACCAGUAACCUAGUUUUCCACAUUCGUGCUGGUCUUCGUAGAUGCACAUUUUAUUUCGUUCCCAAAAGCGUCAUCGUAUUUUUAAUGUUCUUAUUCUGUGUUUCUGAUUGAUUGUCUGUGACUGCUUAUCUUGUCUGUACAUGGACUACCGAUUCAUGAUCAAAUAGUAUAUGAUCCUUCGUUCGUUUAAAUUUUAUGCAUGUCUAAUGGUUUUCAUAUCCAUGACGGUAAUGAUUUGUUUCUUAUUUUAGUGAGCACAGUGUCUCGCAUGGAUUAUGAGGAAAUAAAUCUUCAACAAAAAUCCCUCCAGAUGUACCCAUAAUUAUCGUUAGUAUAACACUUGUCCAACUAUGAAAAGGAUCAUAUGACUCAGGAUCAGUGUUGUGCUCUGGUUAGAAUUGCAAUACUACAGUGGACGCAUUGAAUGACUUGGGACAUGAGCAUAUAGAAAGAGUAAUUUAUCUCAUUUCCUGAAGUGUGUAGUGUGCUAGUUACUGUGUAAAGAGUAAUGUUGAAAUAUAUUUAUAAAAAGCAUUGUGGCAUCGUUAUCAAAGCAUUGAACGGAUGUAAUGAAAAAUUACGAGGUUCAUCCGUACGUACUGUUCGUCAAUUAUUUCAUCUGGUGUUGUCACCUGUUGUUGCUUUUUACUUUGAAUUCUGGUUUUUUGCAGCAUUCUUGAUGGUCAGCCAAAGCUGAUGGGUUUAAAAGAAAUGCUCGAGGUAAUUCAUGUCUCAUAGAUUCAGUUUCUCGUGUAUUGUUAUCUUCAUGCCUUGUUUUUAUGCCUAUAUUACAAACAGCGAAUGGUCUGGCUGUUGUCAUGCUUUUGCUUUCUUGACUUAGUUCUUACUAUUUAGCUUGGUUAUGUAUAGUCUUUUUUUUCUCCUUUGCAAAUUUAUCGAAGUUAUUGGAGGUUUGAGCACUUGGUUCAUCAUUAACCUACUUUACUCGUUGGCUCUAAUUCAGUACGUUGGGAAAGUGCAUUAUUUUUUCGGCUGUUAUUUACCCCCACCUCCUUAGUAACUGCUUUUAUCCAAUCCUUUAAGCUUUGGGUGCACUUUCUUCGUAAAAAGUUCAAACUUAGUAUUUACCUCUCAUUAAUUGGGGCCUUAUUAUCAGUUUCAAGGUUUUUUACUUUUCACACUAUCUUCUAUUGUGACCUCUUUGAAUAAGAGAUUCCUUCUGAACUCUGAACUCGUUUCUCAUCACCAAUAGUUGUAUAUUGAUUAUCUUCCAGGAAUCUGUCAUAUUCUUCUGUGUAUUAGCGUCCCCAGAGAUGGCCAACAUUACCUGAAUGCAGAUCAUGGAAAAGUUAAAGAAAAAAAUUGUUGACACUAUGUCAGUUCAAUAAUUUUUAAUGUCUAGGGCAGAACAAUGAGCAUUUACUGUAGACUGUAGCUGUUCCAGAAUCAUCAUUUUGGAUGCGAUUGAUUCAUUACUAUCAUCAUUUUGGAUGGCAUUUUAAGCAUGACCACAUUAGUUCACUGCUGGAUCGAGCUCAAGAACUGUUCAAUGCAAAUAAUUUGUGGGAAACUAAAUUCUUCGUUUUGCAACUUAAGGUCUGCAGUUAGGGAGCAAUUCUACGCCGUUCUUGUAGUCUUUUGUAGAAAUUUAGUCUCCCAUCCGUAUCCAUUUUCAAUUGCAUUAUGGCAUUUCCUUAUCAGGACCAUGUAGUAUUUACUCUCUUCUGAGAAUUUUUACAAUGCUCAUUAUUAAUGUUUCUCAGCUAAAAUAAUUGAAAGAUCUGGGUGGCUUUCUUUGGAGUUCACAUGGUGGGGUGAACAAGUAUCUUCAUACUGGUUCUCUGGCACAAACAAAACCCAUUUUUGUGGGGCUCAAAUGGAAUAUCAACUAAUUAGUGAACUACCUGAUUAGGAUCAAAUUCUAAACAUUCAGCUUUCAUUGUAUGACUUAGAUUUCAUUGUCUGAUUGGGUUGAUAUCUUGGCACUUCCCCCACUCCAUUGACGCGCCCCUGGUUCAUAACUGUAGUAUUCAUUUCAGCCUGUUAUUGGGUUUUAUUUGAUCACUGUCUUUGAAGCCUAAAAGAGUUGCACUUAUUGUGGAUAUUCAAAUCCAUUACGUUCUGUAUACAUGAUUCUUUGAUCAGCAGGCAUUCAUCCUUCUGUCUAGUUUUGUUCAUCAUGGUCCUUUUUUUGCAGAAAUCGUAGCCUUGGUGAACUUCUACUGUUUUAGUAACGGCCUACGCGAUUCGGUCUGUUAAAAGAGGUCAAUCAUACUAUUGAUCGUUAGUUCAUAAUGGGCUCGAACGAAAGCUUAUAAUACUACGUUGCUGAUAUAUUUACUUAUUCCAUUUCCAAAAUUAAUAAAAUGAACCUAAGGGCAGAUGUGGCUGUGACUAUCAUCUUUCUUUUGUGCUGUGAAUUUUUUUUCUUGAUGUGUGGGUAUAACUAAACUGUUCAUGCCUAAAGUAAUGGUUCCGACUCCAACCAUCUGAUCGACAUUGAUUAUGCUGCGCCUGUCUCACAAUUCCCAUUUCUUCUUGCAUGUCUUUGGAGUUUUUCUUUUUGAAUCUGGAAACUGUGUUUUAACUUUUUUUUUGUCCAUUUUUUUAGGCCUUCAUCGAUUUUAGGUGCUCUGUUAUUGAGAGGCGAGCAAGACAUAAGCUUUCUCAGGCACAGGAGCGCAAACACAUUGUUGAGGUAUGUCAUGACAUAUUUGUGGCCCUUACAAAACUACUUUGAUGCUUAUUUGUAUUUUUUUUUUUCAGGGUAUAGUCAUCGGCCUUGAGAAUUUGGAUGCUGUGAUUCAUAUCAUCAGAGAAACGUCAAGUCAUUCAAUGGCCUCAGCUGCUUUAAUGAAUGGUACAAGACAUGGUUGCUUUGAUUUAAUUCCUUUUUUGGGUUGAUGCUUGAGCAUGAUGACGUCAACCAUGCUUGAGCAUGAUUGCUAGUUGUUCAGAUCAGGAGGGUCUGUGAUCAAAUAAAAUGGUGUUGUUGGUGUUGUUUUCUCUUUCUUUUAAGUGUAUGCUACCUGUAGGCAAGAAAAGUUAUUUCUCAUUUCAAUACGUUUUUCAUAGAAUCUCGUUCAAGGAUUUUUGGGAGAGUGCAUGCAUUUCAGAGGGCGUUUAUAAGUCAACUGAGGGUGUCCGAUUUUGUAACCUUAGGUGCUACCAUAUUAAAUGUCUGAUAGCCCUCAAGAGACCAUAUCGAUUUAGUUGUUUGCUAACAAUCCUUCUCUUUUAGUAUCUCUUGCCUGAACUGUGGGAAAUUUGAUGGUAGAGAAGAGGAAAAAAUAGUUUAUAGGUGUUUUCCAAUGAAGUCCGAAUCAAACCCUGAUUUUUAUAGGAAUCAUCUUUAGGACUAUGUUGAUCUAUAUUGUUGGUAAUGUCUAUGCUUCUAUAUUUGCUUAUUUCAUCUUUCCUUAUUUUUUAUAAGUUUGGUUUUUUUCUCCUAAUGAUGAUAGUCCAUGUCAUUUUCCAUUCAUCAUGUUCUAAUUUCAAUAUUCUGGUAUUAUUUUUGCAAGUACCUGAAUCAUCUUUUGAAUGGUGGUAUUCCUAUGUUAUGUUUCAUUGGCUUUUCAAUUUAAUCCUGAAAAAAUCUCAUUAAAAUGUUCUCAGAAGACUUUUAAUGUGUUUAAAAUUGGUUUUGAGAUAGUAUUUAUUUUUAAUUUUAUGAAGAGUAUGGGUUAUCGGAGAAGCAGGCUGAAGCCCUGCUGGACAUAACCUUGAGAAAACUGACUUCCCUGGAGGUAGGCUUUGAAACCUGUGGAUCAUUUUUGUAGGAGAACUUUUUUUAUCUGCAGUCACUGUGAUUGAGAAUAUCGUUUUGCAUUGCUGUAGAGAAAUAAAUUUAUUGAAGAGGGUCAAUCUUUGACAGAACAAAUAAACAAAUUGAAUGACCUCCUGUCCAGCAAAAAGCAUAUGCUUCAGGUAAUCAUUCUUUGCCGUCGAAAAGCUAGUUUUCUUGUGAUUCUAAACGUUGUCAUGGAAUCCGGGAAAUGCACUUUUAAUAAGUAUUUCGCGUUUCUUCAACCAAUGCUCUAGAUGGGUCCGACAAUGCUUUUAAUUAUUAAAGCCUUCCUUUAGUCAAGAAAUCGGCAUGCAAAUGAACUACUUGCCGUUUUCGUCUUUAUUGUAGAUUUCUUAUAAUGGCGUGUAGUUCCUUGCAGCUUUGAUUCAAAAAAUUAAGCUGAUCUAAGCUGAUCAAGAUUGGUCUUGACUCUGAAUAGUGAUCUGUUAAUGCCCCUGCUACCUAGUAGUAAGUGGGACAAGAAAAAAAUCUGAUGAUAGGAGUCAGGGUUGUAGGGCAGGGAAGGGAGUGCAUAGGGGAAUGAAGAUAUGAAUGAAAAAAUGAUUAUUUUACAAGAUAUAUAUCCGUGUUACUGCUGAUGGGGGACAGCACAGGCAAUUAUGCUGGCAGCAUGGCAGGCCGCUCUCUAACUUUCUCUUCCUCAGACCUAACCAUCCUGAACCCCGAGCCAGAGGCAAAAUGUUUUAUUGAUUGAGACUCUUUUUCCUUUUUUGGGUGACGGUUGCGUUUUUUUCCUAAGGGUGGUUUUGGGAGGGAAGGAAGAGGUUCUAUGGAUUGGAUAACUUGACCUAAAUAAGUUUUAGCUUAAGGAAGUUCAGCUUCUGGCGUUAAUUAUUUUGAUCUAAAGUUGAAGCCGAUUUCUGAAAAGUUCUAUGUCAUUAAGUCAUUUGUAUGGCUAAAAAAGAACAUGAUUACUGGAAGCCAAAAUGAAUUCUGGGUUUGGGUAUUUAAGGAAUCUGGAUGUCUGAGAGUAAAAGCAAUAACUGGCUAAGUUGUGAAACAAGGGAACUGGUGUCUUCAAACAUUGGCAACCUUUUUGCAAUUGAAAGGAUUUUCCGACUUUGUGAUUUUACCUGCGGGAAAAGUUUUCAUUUAUUAAACAUUAUUAAAAUUCAGCGAUCGGUCAGUAGGCCUGUCUUCUAUCAGAUUUAUUUUCCUUUCUAAUCACAUACUCUCCCAUAUAUAGUAAUGCCCUGGCUGCUCAACAAAUGUAGACCGUGUGCCAUGUCUCUAUAACCGGAGUCAGAUUGAGAAUCAUGGGCUGUGCAUAUGUGCUGAUCUGUCGACGAUGUCGAUACAAUGAUGUGACAUGGUUUACUAUGUGGAAAGCAGACCAAUUGGCAAUACAAGGGCACUCAGAGUGUCAACAAAGGACGAGCUAAGAAUCGAAACAUCUGAGAAAACUCUUAGUCCUUAAGACUUCCUUAAACUCAGGCAAUAUGAAAGCAGCCUCCCCUUUUGUAGAAUUCUGAUAUAGAAAGGUCUAUUCUGUUGUGUUUCCACUGUCGAUUCACCCGUAGAUACCAUGAAGGUAUAGCAUGCAUUAUAAUUAUCUACAGUUCGUUUUCCAACAUAAAACUUGAGGAUGGGCAGAAGAGGAAUAUUUUCAUUAACAUGUGCAAUGCCGCCCAACAUAAUUUUCUACAAUCUACCUUCCGACCAUUGUGCAAGAGGAAUUCUACAAAUAAUUUUUGGUGCCCAUAUUUGAAUCCCAGUGUAGUUCGACUUUCUCUAGGAAAUUUCCACCGAACUCCAAAUUAAAGGCAGUGUAUAAAUUCACUUCUGUCCUUGCGAUUAAUCAAAUUUCAUAAUACUGUUUUGCCUGAGCCGUCAUCAAAGCUAAAUCUGUAGAUAUGUGGAAGUGUGGAAGUUUCUAGAAAGCGAUGUUUCCCUCAAAUCUUCGUCUGGCUUGUACUUCUCCCCCAUAUCUUGGAGGAAAAAGUGGAAUAACCGGCGGCUGAGACUAUUUUUGUUUCUCAGCUUGAUUUCAACUCCUAAGCCGGUUAUCCAGGGUCAGGACGGUCGGACUAGCUUUCCAGGCUAACUCAGUCCCUUGUCAUUUCUGUCACUGGUCCACAUUCUAUAAUUAUGCUUCCUCUAGCCUACCAGGCAGUUAUCUGAUCUAGAAACUAUUAGAUCGUCAAUUUUUAGCCUUCUUUUGCUAACUGUAUCUCGUCUAAGUAGAUAUAUCUCUUAUUUUUUUCAUACCAUAGCCCUCCCAGAAGACACAUUUCUUGUGGUUUAAUUGCUAGUGGACCCAAUCUCCGUCACAUUUUCUUAUGAAGAGAAACGUUGACAUUCCAGGACUCACUAUAAUAACCAGACUAUUCAACAUAUAGUUUGCCAGCUUCUUUUUUUUUACAUAUUGUAGUUUUGCGGUUUCCCUCUGUCCAUCUGUCUCUUCAGUAUUAUACUGAGUGCUUUUUAAAACUAAUCGUAAAAUAUAGCGACAAUAUUUGGCUUGCUUCUGUUUAUUGGUGUCUCUGUCUUACGUUAUUAUGCUGAUUGAAUCGGGGAUAGUUUCUCCAUGAUUAUAUCUGAUAUCUGAUCCUUUAAAUGAGCAUUAGCAGUUGUAUUUUGUCAUGCUAGUUGGUUAUAUAAGGAACGCUUGAAGAAGACUUACUUUACCUCAGGUCAUUGAACAAGAAGCAGUCGAUAUAAAGAAUAAGUUUGCGACUCCAAGGCGCUCUUUAUUAGAAGAUUCGGAUGGGAGUCAACUGGAAGAUAUAGAUGUGAUCCCAAAUGAAGUAAUGCUUCUGGUAUGAAGAUCUACAGCACGUUUCUGAACCAAACAUGAUCUGACUCUUUUCUUUAGUGUUUUCUUGUCAACGCUUUUUAGUCAAAGUUUAACCUUGACGUAUUUGUUUGCAUUAUUUCAGAACGAUUUAUACCUAACCAUGAGUUUAAUUACUCCUUUUGUUAGGCUCUCAGUGAGAAAGGCUACAUUAAGCGCAUGAAGCCAAAUAAUUUCAACUUGCAACAUCGUGGAACUAUUGGAAAAUCUGUGGGAAAAAUGCGAUUGAAUGAUUCAAUGUCCGACUUUCUUGUGUGUCAGGCCCAUGAUCACAUACUAUACUUUAGGUAUGUUCUAGUUUCACUAAAUAUGUAGCUGUGGUUUUUCACUUAAUUUCUGCUGUUUAACAUUCAUAAAAGAAUGUUUUUUUCAGUUAGAAUCAUAAAAGAAUGUUUAAUUUCACUUGUUGAGAUGAUUUGGGCGGAUCAGCCGUCUUCUUCAUAUUGUCACCUUGUUUCAUCAUAAAUGCAGAAUUAUCUACUUCUGAACUUGACAUCAUCAAUUUCCUGCGACUUUCCUCAUUUAAGAUGUCCGAAAUAGCUUCAUCUAACUCAACUCUUUUCUCACGGCUCAAUAUCUGUUCCCUGACCUGAUCAAACAGAGAGCUAAGACCAGCCAAGAAUUUAAACACUCUCCUUCUGUCUAUGAAAUCUCGUAAUGCAAUAAUUUCAGCAGGUUUUUCGGUGUCAAGACUAAGAUACUAGUCAAGUUCCACCCAUAGAUUCUUUGAAUCUCCUGCAGAUUCUAUCACUGUUUUACUCCCUUGCAUCAUUGACAUUGACUUUGUCUCAAGUUCAUAUAUGUGAGCUUCAUUGUUUUUCUGUGAAAAUUUGGUGUGAACCGUCUCCCACAAGUCCUUGACAGUGGCUAAGAAGAAAAAAUCACAGCUGAUUUGGGGAAUCAUGGUUCCCUAAAGCCAAGUUUUAAUCAGGGCAUUCUAUUCUCUCCAUCUUCGAAAUUCUCUUGACAUUGGGUCUGGUUUCCCCUCUAUCAAGUGGUGUACUACGCCUCAUUCAGUUAAUAGUUCAUGUAUAUACUCUGACCAUUGUAUCAGAUUAUAUCCCGUCAGUUUAAAAUCUAGAGGCAUUGCAGGGAGUUCUAUCAAUAACCUUGUGCCUCUAGGGAGAAGAUUAACCUCCCUUGUGGAGAUUUAAUCACCCCCAGAAGAUGUAACAACAUCUCCUGUAGCCUCCAUUUCAAGAAAUAUUCAAAUCUUGACGAAAUCUUGAACUUCCCGAAAAAACUGAUUUCGUGACCAAAUCUUGAACGGAAAUAUUCAAAGAACGGUACAAAGAGCGUAAUUGCAGAAUCACUAAGUGCCGAAGCAAAUUAGAGCGAUCGCACCUGUAUUUGCUCUAUGAAGAGGCCGCAGAGAUGGUGUGUCACUCGCCAGAUAGAUGUGGUACCAACAGCAGUGGUACCUCCCUCACAACUAACCAGAUCGUCAAGAAAGAGGGAUUCGAAACCCUCACUUUGGCUCUGAUACCAUGUAGAAUGGUAAUCCUCAAUUUGGUGUGCUGGAGAGUUCGCUACACCUUUGGAGAGGAAGAAAAAGCUUUAUUGAAUGAAAAACUAGAAUCUGUUUUACAGGACGGAUGGGGUCCAGUAUUUAUACUAGACUCUUGAGAGUACAUGAUUACAUGUAUUCAGGGCAUAAUUGCCAAUAUGAAAGUACAAGGUUUAUUUAUAAAAUCCUCACGACAACAGCUUGCAUUAUAGAAACUAUUUCGUUUGAUAAAGGUGGGUCCAGGAAAUAUGAAGCAAAGUAUGUCCUGAAAUAAGAAAUAUAUAGUUGACAUGAAAAGAGUAGGGUUAGACCUGUUGGAGUCGGAGACCUAAAACAUGAGAUUGUUCUAACUUAAGGUUAUUACUUUCGAAAAUUUAUUGCAGAAAGAUAUUGAAAUUUAUCUGGAUGUUGUUUGGUUGCCUGAUCCUUGUUUGUUUUUUAUAAUAAUAUUCAUUGUGUCAAUAGCUUAACUAUAGAUAUAUACCACAGUGAUAGGGGAAUAGUGUACUCAGCUCGUGCAUUUCGGAUACCUGAAUGCACCCGCAGUGCUGCUGGAAUGCCAUUAAUCCAGGUGCGCUGAUCUUCAAAAUGGAUUAUUUAUUUCGAUUUGCAAUUUGUAGCUUAUAUUUUUCCUUUUUCUUUCUCAUGGCCUCCAGCUUUUAUCAUUGUCCGAGGGAGAGAGGAUAACCUCAAUCAUCCCUGUCAGCGAAUUCAUUGAAGACCAAUAUCUAGUGAUGUUAACUGUGAAUGGAUAUAUCAAGAAAGUUUCUCUCAACGUCUUCUCAGCUAUUCGAUCCACAGGGAUUAUUGCAAUACAGCUGGUUCAGAGCUCUAUCCGCUUCGAUUUGUAGAUUCCGUUACUUAUGUUUCAUGCUGGAUACUAGAGUCAUUUUAAUUUCUGGUUUCUUUUGCAGGUUCCUGGCGAUGAGCUAAAAUGGGUUCGCCGUUGUGCUGAUGAUGAUCUUAUUGCUAUUGCUUCUCAGAAUGGGAUGGUUAUUGUUAACUCCUGUAACAGGGUAAUGACAACCUUUGUGAAGAUAUGUGCGUUAGUUUGACAAUGGAAUAUGAGAGAGGCAUCCUGUUUCCUCAUAUCAACUCUCUUUUAAAACCUGGAGGAAACUAGAUUCGUUGAAAUUUAUUAUUUUAUUCCUGUGCUUGCUCAAUCGUCUAGAACUUUCCAUUGCUGUCUUGAACUACACAUUCUGUAGAUUUCCCAGAGAAUUAGCAGAAUGUUUUGAUGGCUUGUUCUGGUCAAAUAUGUAUGCCUGCCUUACGAUAAAUCAAGAUUUUCUCUAUGCCUAAGCUUGGUAGAUUUUUACCAUGAGAAGGACUUUAGAGCCAAUUUGGUGGUUCAGUCGUGGAACACAAAUCGGGCUGACAGAAUAAUAUCUCUGUGAUGCCUUCUAACUCGUGGACCUGCGAUUCUCUAUUAUCCCGAACAUUGAUCGAUUUUUUAAAGGCUGGUCAUCUGAAGCAGGGUGCUUAACAUUUGGCGGGAUGUAGUAGUGGUAGAUUUUAUAGCCUUAAAAUAAAUAGGGUCUACUGGGAUGGAUAAGAGCACAGGUUGUAGUGUUGGAAACCUCUGGCGUACUGGUUGAGAUACAUAAUCCAAGAAAAACCAGAUGUUGUGCGUCUUUUUAUUCGUUAAUGUUUCUCUCUUAAUCUUCGACAGUAUUACAGUAUUUGCAUUUUGCUCUUUCUUAUUUUGACGUGUGCUGCGAGAUCUUCAAUGAUUUGACGUUUCUCAUUGUGAUUGAUCCUAGCUUCGAGCGAUUGGAAGAACCACCAGGGGUGUUAUGUCCAUGAAACUGAGGGAGGGUGAUAAGAUGGCAUCCAUGGACAUAGUUCCUGCAGCCAUGCGCAGGGACCUAGAGAGGAUCAGGGAUCAACAUGGAACCCAGUGAGCUGCAAUUUCAUCCAUAUGUUGUUUGUAAUUGUUUUUUCGUAUGGCUCUCCAUCAUUGAGCUCUGGGAUAUCAUCCUUUGAAGUCCUUUUUUUUCUGUGGUAAAGAUAUUCGCAAGGGUUCUCCUAUCCCUGAUCUACAGUUUCUUAAUCUUUUACAGGGCAAAAGAUCUUGGACCCCCAUGGCUUCUUUUUGUGUCUGAAAGUGGUAACGGGAAGCGUGUCCCUCUGAAUAGCUUUCGCAUGUCAAAUUUUAAUAGAAGGGGGUCCAAAGGGUACAAGGUGAUCAUACCUUCUUUUUUUUUCCUUAUUACUUUUCUUUCUAAUUUUGCUUGUGCACGCACGCUCAGUGGAAAACUAUUGUAGAAAGAUGUCAUGAUGAUACUAAGUUGCUCCCUCCCAAAAUGCAGCUUCCCACGGACCAUUCUCUCGCUGCCGUGUUCGUCGUCGGAUUCUCUCUGUCAGGUGGGUGCAAGUUCUUUUAUGUCUGUUUUUUUCCCAACGUUCCCCGUCUACGUCUGGCGGCUCACAAUGAUGGGUGACUUCCCAGAGGAUGAUGGUGAAAGCGCCGAACAAGUCGUCCUAGUUAGCCAAAGUGGGACGAUUAACCGAAUCAAAGUCCGAGAUAUUUCCAUCCAGUCGCGUUUCGCAAGGUAAUGUCUGUUUACUUCUCAUCCGUAAUUCUCCUUCUGUAGUUUUUUUCGACUGGUGUACUUGCGAUUAUUCUUAUGAGACUGGAGCGAUGCGUCUAUUCUUCUGUGGUAAUGUUUGGUGCAGUCGCGUUUCACAAUGACUUGUGGUAUUUCUCAGGGGCGUUAUUCUUAUGAGACUGGAGCACGCCGGGAAGAUCCUCUCCGCCUCGUUGAUAUCUGCGACAGUAGACGAUGAAGACGACGGCGACGACGACGACGUUAGGGAUGCCACUGCCUGA